UCAACCAUGUUUGACUCCUGCUUACUUAAUGUUUAAUUAAUGACGAAUUAGUAUGACUAAUUUUUCCAUUAUCGUCUUGAAAUUUCAUUUACUCGUGUUUACUGAAUUCUGAGUUCUGAUCCUCUCUUCUUCCCCCAAUCGAAGAAUUCGAAAUUGAAGAUCUGCACCACGCAUGUAUUCAUCGGCGAUACUGGAGGGAAGCAUGCAUGCCAGGUGGCCAGAAGAUGUUAGGCAUUCCAAAAAUGCAAUCUCGCACGCAGAAAAGCCGUUAGCACUGAAGAACAGUUUGCGGAAGAGAAUGGAUUUACGAUUUUGGCCGUUCGUAUUUCAGUAUCCAAAAUAUUAUGUAGUGGCAUUUAUGAGAACAUCAGCAAUGAUGUACAAGAACGUUCAGGAUGGAGUUUUCGAUGUGUCGAAUGAGUGGAAUUCCAGGCCCGUCAGAUGGCAGGGAUUGUUCUUCUCAAGGUGGCGAUCACUGCAGUUGAAAUUUGUUGAUUAUGGAGAGAAAGGGCAAUGCUCACAGGAAGAAGAAGAGAACAAGAGACGAAGGAGAUGAUAAAAGAAAAGAAUAUCCCCACAAGGGCAAGAAACAAGAAAUAGUCGUCACUUCUUCGGACAACGAUUCUUCUUACAGGAAAUCAAAACGCAACGGAGUUUUCGAUUUUCCGUGGCUCAAAGAGGGCUCUGUCUUUGAAAUGGACGAGUUCUUAAAGCCAGAAGAUCACGUUUUUGCACCAUGUUCUUGUUUAGGUGAAGAAGACAACACUCUUGUAGCAAAUCUCGACCAACCUUGUCUGCAAAAUUCACUUGCAUCCGAUCGGAAUUUCGAUGUCAAUAAAUUCGACGGUGGUAGUUUGUGUUCGUUCGGAGUCGAUGAUUUUGAACCGUUGGAUUGCAUUUGGAGCUCCAUCAUUGACCAGCCGCUCGACAAUAUCUGUCCUAACAAAACUUAAGAAAGAAUUGAUGAUCUGAUUAAUCGAUUUACGUUUGUUUUUUGGCUGAGAAAUCUCAGUUUUUUUGAUCAUUUUUUGAAGGCAAAAAGUGAUCAUCGAUACGGAUCUCUUAGAUUGAGUGCAUUUUAGAUUAGAUGAAGCAGUUUUGUCAAAUUUGAAAAUUAUGUAAUAAAAUUAAGACAAUAAACUAAA
Molecule: messenger RNA, 1145 nt
Organism: Erythranthe guttata (spotted monkey flower)
Lineage: Eukaryota; Viridiplantae; Streptophyta; Magnoliopsida; Lamiales; Phrymaceae
Source: RefSeq, a predicted model, not a curated record